AUGAAUCUCACGAUCACCAAACUUGGGAUGGCAUGGAUGGCAAUCGCCCUUGAGGCCGUAGCAGCCAUACUACUGGCAGCAAACGCAACCGAAGAUCCAAUGGAGAUACAAUCAGAAUUUCAUUCAUCGCGUGCUGGCUCGGACGACAACAUGAUACACUGGGCCCGACUACUGACCAAAUUGAAUUUUGAUCCUCUAAUCAUCGCUAUAUUGAGUGUAAAGGGGAAGAAUAAGUACAGUGAUCGUGUUGAAAAGUUCAGGAAGUUGGCACAGGAGACUGUGUUCAACUUGGACGACCUCAAAAGCGGACAGGACCGUUGUUUCUGGCGUCUUUCCCACGAAUAUCUCGGCACCAUCAAUGAUUUUGAGAAUUCACGCCCUAUGAAGGUACCUCGUAAAGCAUACAUCAAUCACCAGCUUAGUCCUGAAAUCGUCAUCGGAAUGCAUGCUCUAGACAGUAUCGGUUCGGCUUAUAUGCGCUGUGAUGGUGCCGCUUGGUUGGAUGACGCUGGUAUGGAUGCCCAUAUCGGGUCGGCUCUACCAAACGACGUGGUGUAUUUGCAUACAGAUAUUCACACUGGGGAAACUCGAAAUACCAUCCGGUUGUUCUACCCAGAUGAACUCUCAAUGGCUUAG
Talaromyces stipitatus ATCC 10500 is the source of this 636-nucleotide messenger RNA. RefSeq lists its product as uncharacterized. The record is from RefSeq and is a predicted model, not a curated record. The coding region runs from base 1 to 636 and encodes 211 amino acids. The transcript has 2 exons. NCBI's taxonomy places the organism in Eukaryota, Fungi, Ascomycota, Eurotiomycetes, Eurotiales, Trichocomaceae.